AUGACCCUCAGACCUGCCACCGGAGAAAUUGCAGCGUCCCUGAGGCAAAGUCAUGGGUAUAAGACCUAUCUUUACUCUGUAGAUCCACCAGGCUCUCCACUUGUUUCAAUCCUGUCGAUUUCACCAACCAAGAACGUCACAAUGCUCAUGUUCAGUCACCUUUUUAUGCUUACGCUCGCGAGCGUUGCCUUUUCUAGACCCCAUACGCACUCCAAGCGUACAUCUAGAACCUCCGCACCACCCGGCUGCCUAACAGUCGGAGGAAACGGAACAUACGCAACGAUCGGCGAUGCAAUAACAGCUCUGGGGUCAGGUUCAUCCUCAUCCUCUGCUUGCAUAUACAUUGAAGCCGGCACUUACGAGGAACAACUAACAUUCAAGUACAAUGGGAACCUGACCAUCUAUGGCGAGACCACAAACACCGCAACCUACGAGGAGAACACCGUCACCAUCACACAUACAAUUUCCUCGCCGGAAUCGGGAUCGCUGAUUUCUAGCGCUACGGUGAAUGCCCAGAUGGACGACUUCGCAAUGUACAACGUCAACGUCGUCAAUGGGUUUGGAAAGGGUGCUCAGGCUGUAGCACUUGCUGCGACCGGCGACCGCCAGGGCUACUAUGGCUGCCAGUUCAUCGGGUACCAAGAUACGCUUUACGCGCGGGACGGGAUCCAGUACUACUCGCAUUGCUAUGUCGAAGGCGCAACAGACUACAUCUUCGGCGCAGCCAGCACCUGGCUCUCGACCUGCGCCAUCGCCUCCAACGGCGCCGGCUACAUCACCGCCAUGUCGCGCGAGACGGCGUCCGAUCCCUCGUGGUACUGCUUCGACAACUGCACCAUCUACGAGAAGCCCGGCCUGGCCACGGCUCUCACGGGGAAGGUGUACCUCGGCCGACCGUGGCGGGUCCUUGCGCGCGUCAUCUACCAGAACUCGGUCCUGAGCGACAUUGUCCAUCCGGCUGGGUGGACGACGAUGGCGGAGGGGGCGACGCCGCUGUACUAUGAGAUUGGGAAUUCCGGGGCCGGGGCGGAUGCGAGUCAGAGGGUUUGGGAGAGUGGGAUUGAGGAGCCUGUGAGUCGGGAUACGGUUUUGGGCGUUGGGUGGGAGGAGUGGGUGGAUGGGGACUAUUGA
This is a messenger RNA of Aspergillus mulundensis, 1131 nucleotides long. It is a transcript of the gene pmeA, whose product is annotated as putative pectin methylesterase. The transcript is spliced from 3 exons. Bases 1 to 1131 code for a protein of 376 amino acids. The record is from RefSeq and is a predicted model, not a curated record. Gene Ontology annotation, molecular function: pectinesterase activity. Gene Ontology annotation, biological process: cell wall modification. Lineage: Eukaryota; Fungi; Ascomycota; Eurotiomycetes; Eurotiales; Aspergillaceae.